Molecule: messenger RNA, 924 nt
Organism: Nannospalax galili (Upper Galilee mountains blind mole rat)
Lineage: Eukaryota; Metazoa; Chordata; Mammalia; Rodentia; Spalacidae
Product: olfactory receptor 5AC1-like
Exons: 1
Coding region: 1-924 (307 amino acids)
Biological process (GO): G protein-coupled receptor signaling pathway; sensory perception of smell
Cellular component (GO): membrane
Molecular function (GO): odorant binding; G protein-coupled receptor activity; olfactory receptor activity
Source: RefSeq, a predicted model, not a curated record
AUGGAAGUAGAAAAUCAGACUCUUGUGACUGAGUUUGUCCUCACAGGACUCACAGAGCGUCCAGAGCUGCAGGUGCCACUGUUCCUGGUGUUCCUUGCCAUGUACUUCAUAACCAUGGUGGGCAACCUUGGACUGAUCGCUCUCAUCUGGAAGGACCACCACCUUCACACCCCCAUGUACUUAUUCCUGGGAAGCUUAGCCCUUGCUGAUGCUUUCGCCUCAUCCUCCGUGACACCCAAGAUGAUUAUCAACUUUUUAUCCAAAGAUCAUAAAAUAUUCUUGAUUGAGUGCUUUAUCCAAUUUUAUUUUUUUGGUUCUAGUGCAACAACAGAAUGUUUCCUUUUGUCAGCGAUGGCUUAUGACCGCUAUGUGGCCAUCUGCAAUCCCUUGCUUUAUCCAGUAGUGAUGUCCAACAGCCUCUGUGUGCAGUUUAUAAGUGUCUCAUAUAUUGUUGGUUUUCUGCAUUCAGCAAUUCAUGUGGGUUUGCUAAUUAGAUUAAGUUUCUGCAGAUCCAAUAUUAUACAUUAUUUCUACUGUGAAAUUUUACAGUUAUUCAAAAUUUCUUGCAGUGACCCUACAGUUAAUGUCCUGCUGAUUUUAAUAUUUUCAACUUUGAUACAAAUUUUUACUUUUAUGACUAUUAUUAUCUCGUACUCCUACGUUCUCUUUGCCAUCUUGAAAACAAAGUCCGGGAGGGGCAGAGGCAAAGCCUUCUCCACUUGCAGUGCCCACAUGCUCUCUGUGUCUCUGUUCUAUGGCACUCUCUUCCUUAUGUAUGUAUGCUCGGGAUCUGGAUCAGAUGAAAAUCAGGACAAAACGUAUUCUUUACUUUACACAAUAGUAAUUCCCUUUCUAAAUCCUUUUAUAUACAGUCUGAGGAAUAAAGAGGUAAUAGCUGCUUUGAGGAGUAAAAUGAAGAAAUAA